Messenger RNA from Miscanthus lutarioriparius, 471 nucleotides. Lineage: Eukaryota; Viridiplantae; Streptophyta; Magnoliopsida; Poales; Poaceae. The record is from the annotation of a GenBank genome assembly.
AUGUGCCACCGCCAGAUUGUCCUCGUUGUCGUUGCAAUCAUGGCUGCUUCCAUCCUGCAAGCCGUCUCCUCCACAGCAACCGCCUCGGCCAACUUGACCGGGGACGAUGCGGCCAAAGCAGCAUACGAUGUCCUGGAGCAGAACAACUUGCCAAGGGGUCUUCUACCACUUGGUGUGAAGUCUUACGUGCUCCACCCAGGUGGCGCUUUUCAGGUGACGCUCCCCGGCGAGUGCAACUUUUUUGUCACGGUCGCUGGAAAGCAAUUCAAGUUCCGGUUUGAGAGCACCGUCAGCGGCACCAUCAAGUCCGGGUCCAUCAGCCGUGUGUCUGGCGUGAGAAUUCAGGUGGAGUUUGCGUGGCUCGGGAUCAACCAGGUCAGCCGUGCUGGUGACCAGCUCAACAUUCAGCUAGAAAAGUCUACCCAGCCAUUCCCUGUCAGCGCCUUUGCCCAGAGCGCACGAUGCAGCUGA